Molecule: messenger RNA, 1064 nt
Organism: Spea bombifrons (plains spadefoot toad)
Lineage: Eukaryota; Metazoa; Chordata; Amphibia; Anura; Pelobatidae
Gene: USB1
Product: U6 snRNA biogenesis phosphodiesterase 1
Exons: 6
Coding region: 172-819 (215 amino acids)
Biological process (GO): U6 snRNA 3'-end processing
Cellular component (GO): nucleus
Molecular function (GO): 3'-5'-RNA exonuclease activity
Source: RefSeq, a predicted model, not a curated record
GAGGCUGUCUGGGUGUCAUGCUGUUUGAGUUUCUCUGUUGGGAGGGCCAGUCUGGAGAGCGUGUUGGGAUAGAAGUGAUCAUGGAGAUGGGUAUGUGACAUCACGUGUGUAACGUGUCUCUGUCCCCCUAGAGUGGCCCCUCUUCUCCAAGUACCAGAAAGCGUAUUAUGCAUGUUUCAAGACCCAGACGAUGUAAGGAAAUCCGAUGAUGUCACUCAACAUGGCGGCCGAAUCCGCAGUUUUAAACAUGAACGGGGCAAUUGGGCCACACAUGUGUAUGUUCCGUGUCAGCCACAUGAGGAAUUUCAAGACCUGCUUGAAAAAAUGGGCUCACUGUUGGUAAAACACGGAGUUGCAUUGACUACGAUGAAAGAGUUUCACAUCAGCCAAUCACAGACCGUUGUAUUACGACAUCACUGGAUCAAUCCAUUUGUGCAAUCGCUCAGGGUCCGCCUGGGCUCCAUGCACCGGUUUCUCUGCAUCGCUGACAGGAUACAGGUUUAUACCAACAAGGAAAGAACCCGAACGUUUGUGGGCUUAGAAGUCUCCGUGGGAAGUGACCAUCUGCUGGAGGUUGUGUCGGAGGUGGACCAGUCCUUGAAGGAGUUUAAUCUGGAGACUUUCUACCAGGACCCUUCCUUCCAUGUGAGUCUGGCCUGGUGUGUGGGAGAUGCUGCCGGGAAGAUAGAAGGACCCUGCCUGGAGGAGCUGCAGAAAGCGCUGGACGCUCACGAAGACGCUGAGAGACUGACACGCUUCUACGCUGAAGAGAUUCGAUGCAAAGCUGGGAACAAAGUCUUCUGUAUUCCUCUAAAAUAAGACAGACGCUGGCGGAGAAGGUCUGAGCGGUGUGAAGGACAGUGAGGGGUUAUGCAGCUAAAGCCAAAAAUCCACACAAUAGACCAAACUGUCGCAACUGAUGCAACUUGCAGCAAAGCUAACAGACUGGCAGGUCCAUUCCGUGCCGCUCUAUGACCGUACGGACUCUAGCCGGCAGGAAGUAUGUCUAAUGUUGUCUGUAAGUUUAUCCCCUAACCUUUCUAAUAAAACUCACUGAAACGAUG